Molecule: messenger RNA, 2030 nt
Organism: Fimicolochytrium jonesii
Lineage: Eukaryota; Fungi; Chytridiomycota; Chytridiomycetes; Spizellomycetales; Powellomycetaceae
Product: glycoside hydrolase superfamily
Exons: 2
Coding region: 195-1895 (566 amino acids)
Molecular function (GO): hydrolase activity, hydrolyzing O-glycosyl compounds; protein binding
Source: RefSeq, a predicted model, not a curated record
GGCGGCGGCAGGCAAAGAGAGAAAUAUAGGACCCGCUCCGAACGCUGCAAGAUACAGUAUAUCAAGACAGACGGACUGGAGGUGCUCCGCAGCAACUUCCUCCGUAUUACCGUAUUCAACAACAACGUCAGUCUUCGGAGCUACGAGACGAACGGCAUUCUCACAUACCCGGCAUCCUCUGACAGCUCUAAACCAUGGCUCUCCAAGCAGGGCAAUUCGUGACCAGGAACGGCCAAGACCUAUAUGACCCAACGACAAAGACACCACUGCGGUUCGCCUCCUUCAACACUCCAGAAUUGGCUUACCUAGACGACCCAGACCGGCUAGUGCCGUUACUCUACGAGCAAGAGGACCUCCUUCGGUCGGUAUCGGAUUUUGGCGGGCGGGUCGUCAGAACGUACGUCUUGUCCGUUCAAACGAAAGGUGAUGGGGUAUACGACAAUGGAGGCAACAGCCCACCGACAAAGCACAUCAUCAAACGCCGGAAUAACUCCACGGCGCCUGCCGGGCAGGUUUUCGACCUGAACGAGCCACUCAUGCGAGGCCUCGAUAACGCUCUGGCUGCUGCCGGACGGAUGGGCAUCCGGAUAAUAUUCCCAUUCAUAGAUCAGUGGGAAUGGUGGGGCGGCUGCAAGCAGUUUGUGCAACUGGUGGACCCCGCAUUGGAGCAGACUGCGUUCUUCACCGAGCACCGAGUCGUCGAUCAGUUCAAGUUGCUCAUUCAGGCUGUCCUGAACCGCAACAACACCGUCAAUGGCCUGCUUUACCGUGACGAUCCGGCCCUGCUUGCCUGGGAGACCGGCAAUGAGCUCGAGUACAACAAAGGCCGAGUGCCCACGGCAUGGACAAAAGACAUUGCCGCGCAUAUCAAGAGCAUCGACAAGAACCAUCUCGUCAUGGACGGAUCAUGGCAAUUUGGGUGGGAUGCGACGGUGUUGGAUGACCCAAAUAUCGACAUGUACUCAAACCACUACUACCCGGGUUUCAUGCGUACGACAACGAAAACGCCUCAGAUUGGCGGUAUCAUCGCUUUGGCCGGGGUCAUGAUCCUCGGAUUCCUCCUACUGAUCCUGGUCAGCUGCUUCUCUCAUCGUUUCCGGUUCCUCAAGAAACCCACCAUGUACGAGCACGUAUACAUGGAAUCAAAAGCCCGCAAGCGCAUCACCAUGGCCGCCGCCCUCGUCAUCAUCGGCGGCUCAAUAGGCGGAAUCGCCGUCCUCAACCGCAACAACAACCAACAAUCCCUCUAUGGCGACCUCGCCGCCGAAGAUGCGGCCAUAGUCGCCUCCCACAACAAAGUCUACAUCGCCGGCGAAUUCGGACUCGCCCCCUCCGCCGCAAUGCAGAGCAUGCUCACUACAGCCGUCGACCAACCCUCCAAAGGCUUCGCCGGUGCCCUCGUCUGGUCUCUACGCGGCCACUCUCGCAACGGAGGGUUCUACAUCCACUCCGAGUCCGGCGAAGGAUACUUUUCAUACCACUACCCGGGCUUCCCAUCCACUGGCCCCGGGUUCCCCGCCGAUGAUAUCAGUACCAUCAAACUCGUCAAGCAGGCCGCCCGCGACAUGGCGGCGAAAACGGGAUACACCAUCCCCGCGCCAACCGUUCCCAUCCCGCCAUCCAUCAUCGCCUCGGUGUCAACCACACAAGAUUUGCGGUUCAUGGGCUCCGCAACCGCGUCCAGCUACGAAAUCCAGCGCGCAGAUGGCGCCAACGCACCCGCAACCGCAAACUGGCAGCCGGUCAAGACAGAUUUCCUCGACAAUAUCACUCAGAACUCGACCAUGUUCAAGGAUACAACCGCAAAGGCGGGAACGACGUAUAGCUACCGUGUGCGCGCGAAGAACGAUGUCGGCGUAAGCGAGUUUAGUAAUGUUGUUUCGCUUGUUGGUUGAAUCAAAACCCUCCCCUCCUCAUAUUGUACAUAGCCUUUCUUCAUGCUUCCUCUUCGGGCGUCCUUGCCCCUCAUGCGCACAGACUUUUUUUUUGCCAUCUUAGAUUUUGUAUGAUAUACGAAUGAUAUACAUCGG